Diatraea saccharalis (sugarcane borer) is the source of this 3305-nucleotide messenger RNA. The record is from the annotation of a GenBank genome assembly. Lineage: Eukaryota; Metazoa; Arthropoda; Insecta; Lepidoptera; Crambidae.
UAAUAUAUAUUUGUAAAUUAUGCAUUCAAUAUAAAAUAGCUACCGAAAUAAAUAUUUCUCUAAAUAAAUAUUGUUAUUAGUAAAAUUUGAUCUCACGUAAGGAGAUUGAUAGAUAUCUUGCAUUAUAAUAAAAUAUUAUAUAUUUUGUAUGUUUAAUGAUCAUGUAUUUAAGAAUACUAAGUUGUUUCUGAAAAAUUAUUUACCAAUUCUUGAAAAUGGUUUCGUAAAAUGAAACUUUUACUCGAGGUAAUGCUUACUUGUGAUUGGUUGGCUGCAAAUGAUGCGCCAUAUUUUGAAUCUCUAAUGUCGAAAUGUAGCGCAGCUAACUUCAUUUUGCUUUACAGCUGGGCGCCAGCUGAUAGUAAAUCAGCGGAAAAGUCAAUAAUAAACGUACUGCUGCGCCUGUGCUUUUAAUAAAACGAUAACGUGAAUGCAGCGAAUAUUAUCUUUUAGCACUUUAACUACAAUUGUAUUCCUUCUAAUAAAAAGAAAUGGCAGUACAUAAUAUAGCUGUUAAAUUAUGUGGAAUAUUACAAGCACAAACAGAAGAAGAUAUAACAGCACGUGAGUGGCGAUUAGUAGGACAGGAACAAGAUGGAUCACAGAUGUUAACCUGGAAAUCUACUCACAAAAAUGGCGAUGAUGUUUUAAAUCUUGGAAUAUAUACUAAUAAGACUAAGACUUUAACUACCCUUCACACAUUCAGUGAGAAUUUGAAUAUAAUACAGGCAUCUGUUAACAGUACUCACAGUCUUUUGGUAUAUGUUGUUAAAGAACUUCCAACUGAAGAAAAUGAUGUCACAGAACCUCUUUAUUGUCCUUAUUUGAUUUGUCUUUUGGAAGAACAAGAUAAAACACCUGUAGAAGUGGAAGAGAAAUCAAAGAAACAGAUAAUGGUCCAAUAUGUUUAUGGCAAAAGUAAUAAGUACAGCCCUGGUAUUAGGAAUGAUCGUUUCCUGCUCUUCAAACAUCUAGAGUGUAUCAAGAUUUACAGAACACCUAUGUUCCUGAAUGAAUGUGAUGAUGGUUCAGAUAAAUGGGGUUUUGAUGGUAUCUACCCAGAACCUGAGACUAUUGUCAAAGUCUUUUCAUGGGCACAAUGGGAUUGUGUUAACCAGAUAUUAUACUAUAUUCAUCAUCGUCCGCCAACUCAAAGUUUUGCUGAAGGUGAAGAGGUGAAGUCUCCCACAGAAAUGACUCCAACUUUAUCCGCAUUACAGUUCCAUGCUGACUUGCCACAUGAGACUGUUCUUAACAUCCCUUUGAGUUUGCCGCACGUGCCGAGCACAAGCGACGGCGCGGCGUGUGGAGCGUACGAGGACGACCCUGUACCGCUCCGGGUGCAUGACUGCAGUAUUGACCUGCAGAUCCUGUGCGACCAGCGUGGUGUACUUUGUAUCUGCCACCACUAUCUCUACAAGCCUCUAGAUGAUUCUAUGACGUCACUGGUACUAGAAGACAGCGCCGACUUAAAGGACUCUGGUGUGAAUUUCGCAUAUUCUAUAACUUUGCUGCAGCAUGGCUGCGUAGUGCACAGUGUGGUGCCAGAUUUGCCGUGGGUUCGCGCCAAGUCUUUAAGACCUUCGUACACUUUGUAUGGAGAUAAUCAUCUCUUAGUCAAAAUUCCGAUGUUGUUCACACAUCUGAUCGACAUCAGUUUGUACCAUGAGCCGUGUUGUCACGUUGUUAUACCCCUGGAGGACAACGAGGAUGGUCCUAGCCUUGCCCCUCUAGUGGGUUGGGGUCCCCAUGUAAUGGUGGACUUGAAGACACUGGACGUAGUCACUAUGACAGUACAGGACAAGGACUUGGCUGCCACAUUUAAGAGUGGCACGGUUGUGGAGAAUAAAUUGGCAAUAAUACAUUAUCUCGUUUUACACGAAAGCAACAUGGAAUUGGCUGAGGAGUUGAUCUCGUGGAUGUGCGUGAACCAGCGCGACGGUCUGGGCGCGUUCCAGCGAGUGAUGCAGGAGUACCUGGUGGGGGCGACGUACGCGCUCACCAGGCGCUCGCUGCCGUCCUCCGCGCUCGCGCUCAUGCCGCUGCUGCCGCACACCUUACACGCGAGCUUCGCUGACGUUAAAGUGGGCGGCACCGUGGUGUCAGUGAGUCAGGAGCAGCUGUGGGGCGGUGCGGCCGUGGUACUGUCGCCGCGACAGCGCGUGUUGCAGUUCACCGAGGACGUGUGGACGCGCGUGUGGGCCGCGCUGCACGCCCAGCGACCCGACGUGCUCCACCCGCGGCAUGUGCUCGACAAACUGCGCGUCAGUCUGCACUGCUACCAGCCGGAAGCGCUAUCGCGUUGCAGUACGCCGCUGUCUCCUAGCGGCGGUGGGGGUAUAGUGGGCGCGGGCGCGAGUGCCGCGCGCCGCCCCUCCGCGGACUUGCCCUUCUACGAGCUCGACGUCUGCACCGCUAGCAAGCAGGAGCACAUCAUCGCGGCGAACUUGCGCGAGGUGAGCGUUCACCUAAUGCGGUCGGGCGGCGGGGGCGGCGGGGGCGGGGGCGGCGCGGGGGGCGGCGUGCACGCGGUGGCCACGCGCUGGGCGGCCGCGCAGCUGGACGCGUCGCGCGCGCUCUGUCGCGCGGCAACGAGGGCGGUCGCCGCCACCCCGCCCAACAACCACCAGAGGGGGUUCACGUUCAUAGAUGAGAUGGAGCCCACGCACGCUCUGAUCUUGUUCAAAGUGUUGGAGCAGUACUAUUUGGCGACGGAAUCUGUGGCGUAUCCCCUGCCCCAGGGCUUCAGUUCGUUCUUCACGUACCUCGGCUAUCGUACUCUGCCGUUCCACGCGUUCGUACAGCACGUGCAUAGGAACGUGUUCGAACUGCAGAUCGAUGUCAUGAAGGCGAUUAUUGCAAGUAAGGGGGAGGACGCGCGCGCGGUGAACAACAAGCUGCGCCUGAUCCAGCUGGUGGGGGAGGGGCGCGCGCGGCGGGCGCUGGCCGCGUGGCCGCACCGCGCCGCGCUGGUGCUGCGCGCGCGCGACCACGCGCACACGCUGCUCAGCGGCGCGCCCGCCGCGCGGCACGACCACGCGCGCCACCGCCCCGUGCGCGACACCGGUCAGUACCAGUGCUUUUUUUUUUUUUAAUUGCCCGACCUUACAUAUGUGACCGGGCUUCCUAGCUGCACCCCACUUUUUAGCAGGCCUUUAUUUUUCGAUAUUCUCUUUCAUUCCAGUUCUCGCUUUUUGUCACCCUCAGUACCAGUGUUGGAAUUUUACAUUUUAUCGGUUGAUAUUAAAAUAUAAGGGUAAAGUCUUAACCCUAUAAGGCCCUCAGUAAACACAUGUGGGACGACC